Molecule: messenger RNA, 6770 nt
Organism: Solea solea (common sole)
Lineage: Eukaryota; Metazoa; Chordata; Actinopteri; Pleuronectiformes; Soleidae
Gene: tubgcp6
Product: tubulin gamma complex component 6
Exons: 25
Coding region: 318-5930 (1870 amino acids)
Biological process (GO): microtubule nucleation; spindle assembly; meiotic cell cycle
Cellular component (GO): spindle pole; gamma-tubulin complex; equatorial microtubule organizing center
Molecular function (GO): gamma-tubulin binding; microtubule minus-end binding
Source: RefSeq, a predicted model, not a curated record
UUGUAUCCCCGCGGCUGAGAACGAGGAUGUGAAUGAAGCUACUGGCUAGAUCUUUAGCUAGCGUGAAUAGUAUCACAGUGAUAAACUUGAGGUAAUAUGUGCACAAGAACCCAUGGGACAAUCAAGACACAGUAGGACCUGUUUAACGUGUGACCUCACUGGACUCUGCAUUCAGAAUAAACCUACUGGUCCUGAGGUAGCGUGCUAACAAAGUUAGCAUGCAUGGGAAGGAGUCGCCUGUGGUGGACGCAAAACUGAAGCUUUCAACAGAAUCAACCGAUAUCUCACCGAAUCGAGAGGGCUGAGGCAACAGUGACAUGAACCCAAGCCACAAUAACUUCAUGAAGCCGAGUUGCAGCAGCAGUGGCAGCAGCAGCAUCACUGAGCUGCUGGGUGCCCUGUGUGACUACAGCUUAUCUGGAGUAUCAUGGAAGCGCAGAGCCCUGGGAGGAGUAUCGAGAGAAGGCGUCCGCAGAAUUUUGAAGAGGCGUGCCUACGGUGCCCUACUGUCAAAACUAUUUCAAGAUGGCAAUAAAGAUUCACUGUCAGGAUCAUGUGCCACAACUCGUACACCACCCAGAAACAAAGUCCUGAUGAUUUGUUUUGACUUGCGAGUGGCAGGGUGCAGAGAGGAAGCAGAGAGGUUAGAGGAUGAGCUGGGGAGGCUUCCAGAGGGUGCAUCCUCUGGCCUGAUGGAAAUAGACACAGUGCUUGAGCUCCUUGUGCUCCUGGCUGGUUCAGCACCUCCACCACCUACUUCUUUCAGCCAGGACUAUGUGAGACGAGAGCGGCCAGUGCUACGGAGACCUCGACCCUGGUCCUAUCAGAGCAAGGAGUUGCAGAGACUAGAGGCUCGGGCCUGGGGACUAGUGUGUGGGGAGGAAUGGGGGACCUUGGAGAGUUUGUAUUGCACUCAGAGGUUGUUGGAUGCCCCUCCGGGCACAGGGCUGCUGACUCUGAGGACUAAAUUGGACGCAGAAGAAAGAUUUGACAAGGAGACCAGAAUGUCACUGUUUGGAGCACUACAGCAUACCCGCACUUCUGAUAUAGACAUAAGACUGGACCUGCCCCCUGUUCCCAGUAAUAUUGAAGUAACUGGACUGGCUAUCAGGGUCCCACCAUCUUUUGAUCAGUCUGAAGAUGAAGGGUUCCAGUCAGCCUCCAACCUUACCCCAGACUCGCAGUCAGAGUCCAGCCCCAUUCCAGACUUUGAUAUAUGGGAGGCUGUCCGUACUUUUGAGCCACAAAGACGCCGAUGUUGGGAGUCUGUUGGAUGCCCACCAGGGAAAAGGGAGUCUCUCUACCUAACAGAGGGAGGCAGAGAAGCCUUUGACCAGCUCUAUCGUCUGUGGGAGGGAGAGAUGAGGGUAGUGAGCACUGGUACACCCUCUCCUGUCCUCUCACUGCCCCUGGACUCUCAGACACAACUGGUAUCUGACCUCCUCAAUGUCCUCAUCGGGGUGGCAUCUACAACCUUCCCUCUUAAUCAGAGCGUUCAGUUUGAUGUCAGACCUGGCGUGUGCGUGUCGGGAGCGUCUACAGAGAGCGUUUCUCGUCUCUUAGGGGAGCUGGUCCAGUACGGCACUUAUUACUUGAGACUUAGCCGCUUCUCUCAGAAGAGUGCUGACAAGAAGGGCCUAGUCUUCCAGGCUUUUACAGGAGGUCUGAGGAAGUACUUGCAUUACUACAGAGCCUGUGUUCUCAGUACUCCGCCCACCCUCAGCCUGUUGACUAUCAGCUUUCUCUUUCGGAAAGUCGGUCGCCAACUCAGGUAUCUGUCAGAGCUCUGCUGUGUGGACGGGCCUUUGGGUGCAGGCCAGGCUACCUUCCCUGUGGGUGUUAAACUGAUGUCCUACCUGUACAAUGAAGCACAGAAUAACUGCAGCAACGAGAACUAUCCCGUCCUUCUGUCACUGCUGAAGAGCAGCUGUGAACCCUAUACAAGGUUUAUAUCUGACUGGGUGUACAGCGGCGUGUUCCGAGAUGUUUAUGGAGAAUUCAUGAUCCAGGUCAAUGAGGAUUACCUCAGUUUCAGAGACAAACACUUCUGGGUUCAAGGCUACACUCUGAUCUCAAAGGAUGUGGAGGAUUGUGUUCCAGUCUUCCUGAAAUACAUCGCUAAUGAUGUGUAUGUCUGUGGAAAGACCAUCAACCUGCUCAAAAUCUGCUGCCCACAGCAUUACAUCUGCUGGUCAGAGCUGCCAGUGCCUCGCAUCGCUGUCACCUUCUCCCUUCAGGAGGUUGAGGAGAUUGAGAGGGACUGUGCAGUGUACCGCGGACGCAUGGAGAGGAUUGCCAAGCAUAGUGCCAUCAGCAGGGAGGAGAAGGCCCUGCGUACAGAGCAGACACGCCAAGAGCUGAUCAAUCAGGUCAGAGAGUCAGCAGCCAAAACUCUGGAAAGCAUCCGUGGGCGGCAGGUGUCACAACGUCUGGCUGAAGAGGCCAAGAAGAGGGAGCGUUUUGAGGAGCUGACGCAGCACCUGGACCAGGAGCAAGAGUGGAGAAAUGAAGCCAAGAAAAAGCAGGAGGAUGAUGACUUCAGCUUUGCCAGAGAGUUGAGGGACCGCGAAAAGAGACUACAAGCUCUGGAGGAGCAGCUGGAGCAGAGAGCCAGGAAAGAGCUGAUUGCGCAGUACAGUCGUCUGUCAGAUGAGGCUGCCCGCAGAGAGAGACGGGCCUUGUGGAGGGUGCAGCGAAUCAGACUUGAUGAAGCUCGUGUUCAGUUCUUAAGUAAUGACAGCCAGCAAAUCCAGGCAAUACUAGAGAAAUAUCCAUUGGGUCAGUUGAGACCUCCUGUAGAGGUAUUGCCACAUGGACCCUCAUCACAACAGACUGCACCACAGCCAACACAGGUAUCUCCUAAUCAAGAGCCAUCUGAGCAGCAGCCGGCAGAGACCCAAGAAUACGAUAGAGUAUCUUCACCACCUGCACCUGACCUCACAGCAGACCCUACCCUCAUUUCUGAGGACAAUAACAUCAAUGAUUUUCUCCCCAAGUCACCAAACCCUGACAAUCGGCAACUGGAUAUGGCCCUUAAAGAGAUUGGCUCUGGCCCACCUGAACUCUGCUCUACAGCACAACUAGUUGACUAUGACUUCAGUGCCCCCUUUAGUCCACUUGAGGGAAUGACUGGCCAAGUCUUAGUUCACUCAAGGCCUCACUGGGGACCUGCUGUCCAACCUGACUUGAUCAAAACCCACCCCUCUUUUUCUCACAUCCCUAUCGGAGAGAAUAUGUCUCAAGUCCUAGAGCGUGUCCCCAAAGCCAGCCCCUUUGGUCAAGCUUCCAAAUCCAGCUUUACUUUCGGCCAGUACUACCCAGAGGAUCACCAAAAUAAAUGUGAGGCCAGUGUUUACCGACGUCCGUCUCUGGAUGGGACUGCUUCAACCACACAUGACAAGCAAGAGGAGGAGACUUUGAUGAGGACUUUAUCAGACGUGAAAGAAGAUGAAUAUAAAACUGCUGAACCUACUAAUGAAAAUAGUGCGGUUGUUAUUUCCCCCUCCAAUAUUCCAGGUCCAGGCAGUGGUGACCAUAAAGCAGUGAAAAAUGUUGGAGUUAAAAUACCGGACCCCCAAAGCUUUGAUGAACAAGGCGAAGCUGGGAAAAAUGUUCCUUUGCCAAACAUUCAUGGUCAGGUGUCAAGUUCACACCUAAAGGUUGGCGAGCUGGUUUCAGAUAUUGUUGUUCCUCAACCAUCACCCAACAUUCAUGGACACUCCUCCGAUUCCCACAUCAAGAUCGGAGAACAUGUUUCAGAGGUUGCUGCUUCUCUACCUUCCACAAGUGUUCACGGCCAUGCCUCUGAUGCUCACAUCAGAGUUGGGGAAAAUGUGUCAGAAUUCGUUGCUCCUCUACCUGCUCCAAAUGUCCAUGGCCAUGCCUCAGAUGCUCACAUUACAGUUGGGAAAAAUGUGUCAGAAUUCGUUGCACCACUCCCUACUCCCAGUAUCCAUGGUCACUCUUCUAAUGCGAAUAUAAAAGUGGGUGAAUUUGUGUCCAAUGUAUCCGAAGCACUACCUCAUUGGAAUAAGCACGGGCAUGCAUCAGACUGCAUGCUUCAGCCAGGAUGUGUGGUAUCUGGACUUCAACCAGUCCCGUCUCCUUUGCCCGGAAGCGCUUAUGGCCACUCCUCCGACUCAGCGUUAGUUAUUGGAUGUGUAGUUUCCGGAGAUGAACCCAGUUUUCCUCCUCAACCUGGAAGCGCUCAUGGCCAUUCUUCGGACUCAACUUUAGGUGGUGGGUGUGUUGUGUCAGGGACUGGAACACUUCCAUCUCCACUACCAGGCAGCGCUUAUGGCCACUCCUCCGACUCAGCGUUAGUUAUUGGAUGUGUAGUUUCUGGAGAUGAACCCAGACGUCCUCCUCUACCUGGAAGCGCCCAUGGCCAUUCUUCACACUCAACUUUAGAUGGUGGGUGUGUUGUGUCAGGGACUGGAACACUUCCAUCUCCACUACCAGGCAGCGCUUAUGGCCAAUCCUCAGACUCAACAUUGGGUGUAGGUUGUGUCGUCAGGGGGACGGAUCCACAACCCUCUACAUUUUCUGGCAGUGCUUAUGGCCACUCUUCUGAUUCUUCACUUGGAGUUGGAUGUGUAGUGAAGAGCAAAGUUGGUGGCGACAGUAAAGGUUUUAAGUUAGAGAGCGCCAGUGAGCAGCUGCUUGAGGACAUUGGGACGUGGGCAGCAAACUUUGGUUUGUCCCCUGGAGAAAGGUCUGAGCAGGAAUACCUCUUCACUUUGUCUGCUCAGUACGAGGUGGACCAAUAUGAAGACAGCUACAACCUAAUGGCUUCAUCCCCCGAGUGUCAGCUGCUGAAGCAGGUAACUCGGGGCCCCUGGGGCCUUCCCAUGGACCCGACACUCCGCAGAGCUACAGACACAACCGCCAUCCAGCUCAGCGAGAUGGUGUCUCUGCCAGUUCUGAUAAAACACUCUGUCACUACUCCGCUCAUCACACAUGUGUCUUUGGUGAACAAAGCGGUGGUGGACUACUUCUUUGUGGAGCUGGGAGUGGAAAGGCACUUUGAGGCGCUGCGCCACUUCCUGCUGAUGGAGGACGGCGAGUUUGCACAGUCUCUCAGUGAUCUGCUCUUUGAAAAGCUGGGCAGUGGUCAGACUCCUGGCGAGCUGCUGACUCCUUUUGUCCUGAACUCCAUCCUAAGCAAGGCCUUGCAGUACAGCUUACAUGGUGACACUCCACUGGCUGCCAACUUCACCUUUGCCCUUCGCUUCUUCCCCGAGACGUUUCACCCACAUGCCCCCGACUCUCUCAACUGUCUGGAGCUACGCUACAGGGUGGACUGGCCACUGAACAUCAUCAUCACGGACAGCUGCAUGAACAAAUACAACCGCCUGUUUUCAUUCCUGCUGCAGCUUAAACACAUGGUGUGGAGCCUCCGUGAUGUCUGGUUCCACCUCAAGAGAACAGCACUGGUGAAAGGUGCAGGUCGCUCGGUGCAGUUUCGUCAGCUGCAGCUUUACAGACACGAGAUGCAGCAUUUUGUCAAGGUGAUACAGGGAUACAUCGCCAACCAGAUCCUGCAGGUGUCGUGGAGCGAGUUCACCGCCAAGCUGGCCACUGCCAGCGACCUGGACGCCAUCCACCGCACACAUGCAGACUACCUCAACAGAGCCAUCUUCAGGGGUUUGCUGACAGAGAAAGCUGCUCCAGUCAUGAACAUCAUCCACAGCAUUUUCAGUCUGAUCCUCAAGUUCCGGGCUCAGCUGAUCACGCAGCCAUGGGACACCCAGCACGGGGAGGCGGUGCACCCCAGCUUCAUUGCCAUGCAGCAGUCGUACAACACCUUUAAGUAUUACUCGCACUUUCUUUUCAAAGUGGUGACCAAGCUGGUUAACCGAGGAUACCAGCCUCAUCUGGAGGAUUUCCUCCUUCGCAUCAACUUCAACAACUACUACAAGGACACCUAAGUGGAGUGCUGCAGUAUCAAAGCUGUGUAUCAGCUUGUUGUCCAAAUUAAAUAGAUCAAUUUAAUUAUUUACACGUUUAGAAUCUCCAAAAUUAAGUUUGGAAAAAAAAAAAACAUCAAAAACACUCCUGGACCGUACAGUAUAUUAAGGAAUGGUUUGACAUUGAAACCACAUUAGGAAAUUAAACCGCAUCAGUUUGCAGGAUCUGAGCUACAUGCCUGCUGCUUGAUUAAUUACACUGCUUCUUAAAACUGUAUGCUGCCAAAGUUUGUAAUUGUGAUGAACCUUAUGCCCACUGUAAUGCCUCCCGUGCUCAGUUGGGCCUCCGGCUGUGUAGAAUGUAAAUGCACAUAAACGUAAUCGCAGUUCUAUGUAAAUACAAGGGAUAAUGCGUUCUUUAAUAUAUGCAAAUAUCAUUUGCUGUUGGAUCGUAAAGAGUUUUUUUUUAUGAUGUAAAUAAACAUUCAUUGAGUGAAAAGUAUCAAAGCAUGUGCAUUUUUCCAAGAAAAGAAGGAAAAGAUAAGUGCAAUGCAUAGUUGUAAGUGGACUCUAUCGACUUCUAUUUACAAAAAGUUUUCUUUUAACUAUGAAUUGUGCUUUUAUUCUUCAAUUAACAGGCUGCAACUGUCAUCUUCUUCAUAUGUCAAAGUCGUCCAUUAUUUACGUCAGUUUACGCCAUGAUUCGUGAGUAGCUCAUCAUCCUCAUCAUCACCUCUAAUUAUUACUUCACUGGCAGAAAAAGCACUUCUACACAAAGUUUCCACUUUGUACUAAAGAGCUCCGGUGUGAAGUAGCGGGAGAAGCAGAUGCCAGGCAGAAUGAAGUAACUUUCCUGUUGAU